GACGUAUGCACAUGCGCCGCUGUCGCAGGAGCAAAUGGUAACAACUGCGCUGUGUUUAGAUGGAGAUCAAAGAAGCUGGAUUUUUCGUGAUAUCGACAGCGACAAGAAAAACCGGGACAGCCCUGAUUUAACCAAAAAAAAACCAAAACAUGCAAUCAAGAUUUGUUUGCAUCUGCAGCCUGAUAGGCGGUCGUCCUAUCAUCGCCAUUGCUAUGUAGCUGAUGUAAGCAGAGGCGCCUCAAGCAAACAACAAACCUGCUCCGGUGUUUGGUCCUGCUUUGUGUUUUGCAGUUUCUCCUGGAAUGCAUCUCUCCAAGAAAUGUUCCGCAUUCAAAGUGGUGCUGAGUGCUCUGCUGAUCGUGGCGCUCCUGCAGCUCAUUUACCUGUCCUUCCUGUCCAGGUUUCACGGUAAGCAGCAGCGGUACCGGUACUCGGAGCUCUUCGGAGGCUCUGGGGGUAAGAAGAAUGCGCACGCCGAGAAAAACUCACGCAAAGAGCGUCUGAGGUACUCUCUGUCCACUGGGGGGAUCUUUGACAACAGUGGUCAGUACCGGGUCUACAAGAACUUGAUCAAAAGCGAUUACACCACUGACCAGAAACCAGGGUCGGCGCCCAGCUCCAAUGUCCUGGCUUUGGGAACACACACAACCAUCAACAACCUGCAUCACCUGGAGUCUCUUCUGCAGCGGUGGCAGAACCCUCUCUCUGUGGCGAUAUUUGCACACGGGCAAGAUGUUAAGUUUGCCACAGCUCUGGUCUACGCGCUCAGCUUCUUCUGCCCUCAGAUUCAGGCCCUGGUGGACUUCCACUUGGUGUGCCUGUCAGGAGAGAUGGCCAGCUUCCCCGAGCAGGACCGCGAGCACUUUGCGGGUCUUGAGGACUGCGCUUCUGUGUUCUCCAGGCUGGAGACCUACAGGGAUAAACACAAGAACUACGCCAUCAGCGGAAACGUCUCCUACCCCAACAACCUUCUGCGCAACGUCGCCAGAGGAGGCAUGGAGUCCUCCUUCAUGCUGGUCAUCGACAUCGAUAUGAUGCCGAGCGCCGACCUGCACCAGAACUUCCUGGACAUGAUCAAGAAGCGUCAGCCGACGAGCGAGGAGGUGUUCGUCCUGCCCGCCUUCGAGAUCCGUCACGCCCGGAAAUUGCCGGGCACCAAGGAGGAGUUGGUCCAGCUCUAUCAGGUGGGAGAGGUCCGGCCGUUCUAUGAAGAGCUGUGUCCUCGCUGUCAAGCCCCCACUAACUACUCACGCUGGGUCAACAGCCACGUCAGAGACACGGGCACCUUGGAGGUGGCCUACACGCUCGCCUGGGUGGACCCCUGGGAGCCUUUCUACAUCGGGCCCCGCACCGUGCCGCUCUAUGACGAGAACUUCAAGCAAUACGGCUUCAACAGAAUCAGCCAGGCCUGUGAGCUCCACGUGGCCGGGUACAGGUUCUCGGUGCUGAGCACGGCCUUCGUGGUGCACCGCGGCUUCAAGAUCCAGGGGGAGUUCCACGCCAAGAAGGACGAGGAGAACAAACAUAACAGGGUCCUGUUUCGCAGCUUCAAAGAGGGUCUGAAAACCAAAUACCCCUCCUCCAACAGACGCUGCUGAGUUGGACUAGGACUCCAAACCAAAGUGGUUUUCAGCUGAAAUGAUGGACGCAGGUUUUUUUCUUAAUUCAGCCCGAUUUAGCUCCCAGACAGGCUCUCCCUGUCCAACAUGUCCUACUUUCUCUGUGACUCCUUUUGAUGAUGGCGCAGUAGUUUAAUCUCAUCAGACUCUUGGGUUUAUUUCAAGACCGUCUGACAAAAAGCAGCAGGAAAACGUUCUCUCGGGGGGAUUUGUUACAGCUAGUUGCUUAAAGGAAAAAUGAUCAUUCAAAGCUGGAAAACCGUCCGGCUGCAACUCAUGAGACUUCUUUAAAUCAAACGCAAAUAUAAAGUGAAGUUGGCAUUUGAUCGACUUGUAUUCAAAGGCAAAUGAGGUAGCUUUCCUAUUUUAAAGUUUCUUAAGGUAUAAAAAUAGACUAAACUGUGACUUUUAGACUGUGUACAUAUCCACUCAGAGUCAUAUCUUUAAAAACUUAAUCCUAAUUUCAAUAUGUAACAUGAUGUAUAGAGUUCAACAUUUCAUGACAGCUGAUCAAGCAUCUCCUAGUUCCCAAAAGUCCAGCUGAAAUCGCAUUUAGUCAUUUCAUUAGGUGUUUUCAGACCAAACAGUUCUGGGGACUUUUUGAGGAGGAACUAUCCAUACAGUACACACCAUGGUACCUACUCUGAAGCAGGAGCUAAAAAAGGUUCCUCUAAACGUGUUCUAGGAACUUAAAUAGUUCCUAGCUCCCUGCGUUUAGAAAUCAAUAAAAAAAAAGGUGGGGGGGCUUCCAACAGUUCCUAGAACUAUGAAAAUUUCCUGUGGUAAGAAAACGCAUUUUGAGCAGAAAUAUUUAGAAAAAUUAAGAAAGAUGUUUUUUUUCUGUCUCAAAGGUAGAACUUCAAAGUUAGUGCUUCAUGCAAUCAUGUUUUAGGUUAAGACUUCUGCAAAAGCAAGAGAUGAACUAUGGAUUAUUGGCUGGUUAAUGGAAAGAAAGGGGAGCACAACUAUCAUGCUGAAGAAAAAAAGAAGCCAUUUAAUCUGGUGAACGUCUCGCCCGUUUUUAGACAUUUUUUAUAUAAAUAAUAAAGUAAAACAAAAAGGAUAAUGAUCAGGUUGACCAUAAACCCUGUUUUGACUUUUUAGUGUGAUUUUCAACCAGAACCUCAGUAGGUGUUUUUUUUUUUCUUUUCAUGUCGUGCUGAUCAAUUACACGCUUUGACCAGCAGAGGGCAACAGACACUUGAGUGUCGAGUGCAGGAAAGGGAUUACACAACACCAGUGAUGUUUUAGCUUUGAAGAGGGACUAACUGACUCUGAGCCACAACUGUCAGCACAUUUCAGACAUGUUCAGCACCUGUAUCGGAUUGUUCUGGCCUUGAACCGUUUGAAGGAUCGCUCCGUUAUCCAUGCAAACAAAGCACUGAGAACAUUUUUUGAAAUGAUGUAGUUUAAUGCCAAAUCUGUGCAAGUCUGCUGCACUAUAACACUGAGGAUCGGACACAAGUAAUCAAUGGAUUAUGUAGUUGCUGCUGUUGGUUUUAACAGGCCUGUGGGGUAGAGGUAGAAAUGUAGCAUGUAGGUGGAGACAGAAAUAAAAGCGCACAAUCAACAUGUAAACUACAAGCAGAGAGAGGGGCCGCCUGUGGACUGCAGAAGAACCGUUUAUCUCAACAUGUUUAGAGAACACUACACUUUAUUCUUUCACCUACAGGUACAUAUUGAACAUGCAGUAUUAAAACCUUGACGACCACUUCUUCCUGUCUGUUUAGUUCAGGUGAUUCACACUGCUGCAGGUAUGCACACACAGCAUCUGUUUUAACUUAUUUGAAUCGUUUUCUGUCCUCACUUGUUGUUGUGUUUAUGGUAUAUUUAUUGCAAAUGUUAUCUUUUAAAUGGAACUUUAAAAAAAAUACAUGUUUUAUUGAACCUGAGCUGGAGAACUGUAGCACAACAUUGUGUUGGAACCACUUUCACACCCCUUUAGUCUGCUGUGUGUCGGAGUGAUAUCACUUUUUAAAUAUUGUUUUGACAACUUGUGGUGAUGUUUCUCUCUCUUCCAUCUGUUCCCCGACUUGGAAAAAGUUCAUAUUUAUUUUGUAUGCGUUUGUUUUUGACGAGUUCAAAUGCCUGAUUUGUUUGUUGGGAAUUUCUAUUAAAAGUACUGGAUGACCUUUAUGUGACCCACAA
Messenger RNA from Labrus bergylta (ballan wrasse), 3767 nucleotides. RefSeq names its product beta-1,4-glucuronyltransferase 1 (gene b4gat1). Gene Ontology annotation, biological process: protein O-linked glycosylation via mannose. Gene Ontology annotation, cellular component: Golgi apparatus. The record is from RefSeq and is a predicted model, not a curated record. Gene Ontology annotation, molecular function: glucuronosyltransferase activity. Lineage: Eukaryota; Metazoa; Chordata; Actinopteri; Labriformes; Labridae.